Molecule: messenger RNA, 2826 nt
Organism: Spodoptera litura
Lineage: Eukaryota; Metazoa; Arthropoda; Insecta; Lepidoptera; Noctuidae
Product: homeobox protein ARX
Biological process (GO): regulation of transcription by RNA polymerase II
Molecular function (GO): RNA polymerase II transcription regulatory region sequence-specific DNA binding; DNA-binding transcription factor activity, RNA polymerase II-specific
Source: RefSeq, a predicted model, not a curated record
ACCGCGGAGUCACCGCGCGCCGCGCGCGACUGUCGCAAAAAUUCGCGCAACUGACGCCGGCGGAAAACAUACGCGCCUCUAGUGGAACCUUGCGCUCUUAUCUCAUCCUAGUGCCUUCAGUGAUUAGACUGUGACCAUCAAUACGUGUAUUAUAGACGUAUGCAAAUGACCAAGUAAAUUGCAACACGCCAUUUGUGACUCAAACUUAAGUGGCCAGUGACUUAACUAGUGCAAAAAGUUUACAUACUCGACUAAAGAAAAAAAAAACUGAAAUGAAUUCCGAAUUCGGAUUAUCUGUCAAAUUUUCCCGCGCGGCGUGAUCGAAAAUGUCAGUUAAAAACAAAAGUACAGUUCUGAAUCUGUUUCGUGCCAAGGUAGCUGUCAAAAAUGGACUUGACCACUCGUCGGGGGGACAUGUUGGAAGGUGCUGGGGACGUUUUGUCUUUAAAUGGGAAUGGGACUGACCAGGUGUGCCGGGACUUAGUGAAUGGAACGGAGAGCGGUUGUGACGUCAGCACCGUGACUGCGGAAGUGACGACAUCUAGGAAGACGAGCUCGUUUAGCAUCAGGAACCUCGUUGGGACGGGGGAGCCGGAUCGGCCGUCUGAUGGCGCGCCUAAUCCUAACGAUGAUUACUUCACCCAAAGCCAAGAGUACCAAAAGUACGCUGCCUCAAUGGGGGUGUCGGAAGCCCCUAAAGACGAUUCUCCUCGGACGACCCCCGAGUUGUCGCGAGCUGAUCAAUCCCCAUCAGAACGGCCUCCUCCAGGAUCCGCAGACAGUGAUGAUGCAGAUGAGUUCGCACCAAAAAGGAAACAAAGGAGAUAUAGAACCACGUUCACGAGUUUCCAGCUUGAAGAAUUGGAGAAGGCGUUCUCGAGGACUCAUUAUCCUGAUGUCUUUACGAGAGAGGAGCUGGCUAUGAAAAUCGGCCUAACGGAGGCAAGAAUACAGGUGUGGUUCCAAAACCGGCGUGCAAAAUGGCGAAAGCAGGAGAAAGUGGGUCCUCAGGCGCACCCCUACAACCCGUACCUAGGGGGGGCGGCGGGGGCACCCCCUCCCUCCGUUGUGGCUUCCAUGCCCAACCCAUUCUCACAGCUGGGCUUUGGGUUCAGGAAACCUUUCGAUACGAACGCCUUGGCGCAGUUCAGAUACGCUGGAGCACCAGUCCUGGGCGCGCAGUACCUUGGAGCUCCUCUCCCUCGACCGCCACUCUUCAGCGCUCCCCUAUACACUAGCAGUCCUCCCUUCCACUCCCUCCUAGCAGGCCUCGCGGCUCCACCCCGACAAUCCCCAGACCCACCCCCAGUCUCACCCCCAAUCUCCCCUGGAAGCGAAUCACCCCCAACCCAACCUUCAGCUCCAGAAAUAGAAAGAAGAAGCUCAAGUAUUGCUGCCCUCAGGAUGGCGGCGAGAGAACAUGAAUUGAGAUUAGAAAUUUUAAGACAGAGGCAUCAUACUGACUUGAUUAGUUGAACGUGCCUCGUCCAGUUUCGGAGAACUCGAAUCCGGUUUCCUAAUUGAAGCUUGAACCUUCGCCAAGGCUGGUUUAUGAACAAAUCUAGAUACGUUGAACGCUGGCACUUAUUUGUAAUAUGUCGGGAAUCAGGUUGUAAUGGAAGAAUUAAUUAUAACUGAAUUUUACUCACUUUUUGUCGCUACGGUUCAUUUUUGUAUCAAAUUUUUACGUCGCCAUUUUUUGCGUAAAUUCUUAGAAGUUUGAUUGUCCCUUGCGUUCUUGACAUUGUCAGAUAAAACUAUGAAAUGAGAAGACAGAAUUAAGUAUUUAAAAAGGCUAGUACAUAUAAAUACUGGGAACCAGUUAGAUAUCUUAAUUGUAAUUAAAAACUCGACUGGAAGACCUCUUGGAAUACUUCUUCAAGAUAAUGACAAAAAGUGACAACAAAAUUAAAUGGCUCUGGUACUUAGUUAUUUACAAUUAUACGUACUUAAUUAUUGAGUAAAUGAAACGAGUUCCAGUGAGUUAUAAAAUGUUUACGUAGGUAUACUAUAUUUUGGCUAAACGCCUUGUAAGAUAACUAUUGUAGUAAAGAAAUAGUACAUUUUAUUAUGUUAAUAUUAUAAUGUAAGGUGUAGUUACUUCAAAUCCGUCCAUUAUAGGCCUUAUUGUUAUUUAUUGUAGGAUAAGUAAUCUUAAGUUUUUCAAGUGAUCAUUAUAUAACUUAUAAGAAGACUCCAUGCCUUGUGCCUUAAUCGGAAGUGGCUCCCUCUUAAAAUGAUGGCGUAAUUAGACAAUUUCUUACAUGGUCGGCAAAGCACUCGUGAUGCCUCAGGUGUCGCAGGUGUACUUGGCUACGGAGACCAUUUACCAUCAGGCGGCCCGUAAGCUGUUACUUAUAAAAAAAAGUAUUAUUUUUCAUAUAAAUAUUAUCUAUUUAAAUCAUUGUUUUAUUUAUUCAUUACCUUCAGUACACAUGCAAAAUCUAUUUUAAAUACAGAAAUUAAAUCAAAAUGAGUCUGUCUACAACCACAUAAAUGACUUUAAUUCUUUUUUUAAAUUGUAUAAAAUCGUGUGGUACUUUUACAAGCAUAUGUUUUUUAAUACUUGGACUGUGUUUACGUGUGGUGUCGGUUGCCAUUUAUUUACUCAAAUGACUUUAAAAAUUGACACGUUCUUUUUUUUAAUUUCGUUUUAAAAAAGUUUUUUUUAAGUUGCACCAAAGAGUAUUGAAUGUAAACCACAAAGUUUUGGUUAAAGAGAAAUUUUUAAUAGCUGCACAAACCACAUUGUCUUCGCUUCUACUGUUUGUUAAAGGUUAAACAAAACGACAUUAUAUGAAUAAUCUUGUAUAAAAUAAAAGUAUU